Molecule: messenger RNA, 363 nt
Organism: Meloidogyne enterolobii
Lineage: Eukaryota; Metazoa; Nematoda; Chromadorea; Rhabditida; Meloidogynidae
Source: the annotation of a GenBank genome assembly
AUGCACGAAUUAUUUGAUUUAAUUGUGGGUGUCAGUACGGGCGCUGUGAUUGCUACGUUAAUUGGUGCUAAAAAGAUGAGCAUUGCAGAGGCUUUACAAACAUAUAGUGAAGUAUCUAAAAAAUUGUUUAAUUAUGGAAUUUUUGGACGUAUUUCACAUACAAAAAAGAAUUCACAAUUAUUUGAACAAAUAUUAAAAGAGGACGGCGGAGUUCUUAUGAAUAAUCCAACAGCUAUAGCUUUGCAUGAGGCGCGUCAGCUUUGGCCCAGAAACCACCUGCAGUGCAUAAUUUCUGUUGGUAAUGGAAGAGUUAUGUCUAAGGUGGACCCCGAACCAGAACCAUAUUCUUGGAGUAAGCUAUAA